GCUUGGCUUCGUGUCUGGUUUCGUGCUUUAGCUUGUUUUGGUGUGUUCGGGUGGAGGCAGUGUUGGUCUGUGGCGUCGAGCUGGCAUUGUCUUGCAGAGGUCCUGUAGCUAUUCGUUUGCGGCUAAGAGAUUGUAGACAGAGCUUAUUGGUUUCUGUGUGGCUCUAUCUUCUUCUUCUUUUUUUCUUUUUUUUUUUUUUUUUCGUUUUUUUGUUUGUUUGUUUGUUUGUUGUUUAGAUGGCUAAGUGGGCCCUCUCUUUGUUGCACAUUGUGUUACGAGCUUGGUGUAUCGCCAAUGUAACCAUGGAUUCAAUCCGGUAGGAAGUUGAGCACGCACAUCUUCAGCGCUUGUUGGUUAUGAUAUGCUUACUCUAUGGAAGUAACGAGGGCUUGAAGUUAGGUUGAUAUAAUGCAGAGAAAGCAACCGUCUUUCUAGACUGGAGUGUGGUUACUCGUGUCGCGCAGUAGGGCUAACGUUUGUAUUUCAUGGAGAUGGAAAAGCACAUGAGGGAAAACUGGAAGCAAAAAAUAUGGGCCAGUUCAAGACAGCGAAUUGCUGACACCUAUCAACGUGCUUCUUCCAUCGAUGUAGAGGCGCUCUUGAAAAUUUCCGUUCUAGGAAACGUGGGUAACGAGAUGCUCAAGCAUGCGCAGCGAAAGACGUCUGUUAUAGGGAACGUGGGGAAGGACAUGCUCAACCACGCUCGGCGAAAGUAUGAAUCUAACGGCCUAGAGAAGCAUUUGAAGCUGAGGCAGUUCUUUACACGGUUGCGCUUGGGGCGCUUUGGAUAUUUACUGUUGGUAUUUGCCGCUCUUGGCACAUUGACUGUACCAUUGAUGUUCCAGGAUGCAUUACCUGCGCAGUUGGAUCAAGAUUUGGCAAGAGAUAUGAACGCACAGUACACUAAAGAAAGCAGAGGGGUUGAUGAACCUUUCAAUCGAAAGAUAAAGCUCGCAGAGGAGAAAAUUAUUUAUGAAGAAGGGAAAGAAUCAUCAGAAAUAGUUGGAAACGAACAUGGCCACUUAACUGGAGUAUCAGACACAGAAAAGAGCGAAGAAGACGAGUUAGCUUCCAAAGGGAAGACAGCAGCAUUGCUUGUUUCCGAAGACGUAAAGCUUUCUGAUCCUGCGCAGCUGUGGAGGAAACCUGAUCAAACAGAGGGGGAAUCAUCUGAAGUCCUGCAUGUCCCUUUUGACAGGAAGUCAGAAGUUGAUAUCUCUGGUGGAAGAACCGAGAGGCAGCACAAAAGAACACCAUCGAAGGCUUCAAGACGGAGACGAAAUAGGUCGAAACAUUUGAGUGUCGUCGAAGAAGAACCCAAGCGCGCUCAUAGAAAGAAUGAAGCUGGUUUCCAUGACAGAAGAUCUGAACGGGGUGACAAGGUCGAUUCACAUGCAACUGUGUCAUCGGUAGAGGCCUUCUCAUCUAAUAGCAUUGAGGAAACAUCGAACAUAGCUCCUCCAGGAGCUCACUUCACUAAUGAUACUGAGGGGUCAUCCAAUGGAUUUAAUGAAGCUUUUAAAGAAGUGCUGAAGCUUGCAAGCGAAGCCAAUCAAACAGCAGGUAAAAACUCUGUUCAUUUGCAGGAAAAGAAUUCGGUGACAGAGUCCUUAUCCGCUGAUAAAUCUGCUGAGCUCGAUGUGCAAGCGAUUGGAAGUGUUGAUGUGGUUUCUCAAAAACUUUCAGAAGAAAGAGAACAGACUGCUGAGAAUGGCACACUUGCUUCAGUCGGGCUUAAUCCCGAGGAACAUGACCGCGACAUAUCAGUACAUGAAGGCAAAGACAUUGAACUAGAGGUUUCUCAUUCUAAUCAGACCGAGUCCACGUCUGCCAGGGAAGAAGGUGCAAUUGAAACUCUCGAAGUGGUUCCAGUUGAGGAGAAAAAUAACCCCCAAAUUGUUAACCUGUCCGACAAGAUGGAAAACUCCCGUAACGAUGAAUCACAGACCAGCACAGCGAAUUCAGGAUCUGAGGGAACUACGACGGCUGGUGACACGAAGAUCAAUGCCUCGGAUUCUCGAGAAGAUGUCGGUAGCUCUAAUGAGUCGAACAUCGUCCAAGGAAGUGACCCUGUGGUUGACGUAGUUGAACCUAGCAGAGAAGCCAAUAAUCACUUGCAGAGUUCUAGUGCUGUAGAUGGAGGAAAACUCGCCGAUUCUAUGGAAAAUAAUAAAAAUACCCCAGAUUCACAGGACGAGGGCAACUCUAAGGUAACUGGUGCGGUAGACGGCAGUUCCUCCGAAGAACAUGAAAUGCAAACUGAAGUUCGUCAAGAGAACAGCAAUGAGUUACCUCAAGAAUCUGUGAUAAUCUCAUCAUUGAGACAGAGAGCAGCAUCUGGUACUCUAAGAUCCGGAUUGUUGAACGUGGAGGCGAUAGAUUUGCAGCACUGGCAAUUUCUUGCUGGUGAAAGUCCUAUAGUCGUGCCACUUGAGAGAGUGAACGAGGGUAUGGACUGGACUGAAUUCUAUCCAGAAUGGAUCGAUGAAGAAGAAAAGUACGGAACUCCAAAGUGUCCUGCAGUUCCUAUGCCAAAGGUCAGCUCAGAAGUAAAGCUGGAUAUGGUGAUUGCACGUGCAUCUUGCUCUGUCUCCUCAUCACUCCAUGAAGUUUGGAAACAACCCGCUUCCCUACAGGUCCUACUUGGAGCUGCAAGUCUUGCUGUGAAUGCAGGGAACGGGAAUGUUUAUGUGCUCAUCUUGAGUGAAUGUCGGCCUCUUGUGAAUCUUUUCUCGUGUGGAGAACUUCUGGAGCACCGUGAUCAGGGCUGGCUUUAUCAAGUUAAUAUAGAGCAACUUAGAAAGCGGAUUUCGAUGCCUGUUGGGUCGUGCCAGCUUUCAAUUCCUCUUGAAGGACAAGAUUCCUCAUUGAAAAUGGGAGAUUCGGACUCGCAGAAAGAGGCAUACGCUACCAUUCUUCACUCUGGAUCAGAUUAUGUGUGUGGAGCAAUUGCAACGGCUCACAGUAUCCGCAAGUCGGGUUCUACCAGGGAUCUUGUCAUACUUGUGGAUAGCAGUAUUUCGCCUGAGCAAAGGCAAGCACUGCAGGAAGCUGGGUGGAAGGUUCGUGAUUUGGAAAGAGUAUAUAAGUCGUACACAGUUGAAGGGAAGCAAUACGAGAGAGACUUCAGCAGAUUUCGGUUGUGGCAGCUUACUGAAUACAACAAGGUCAUUUAUGUUGAGGCGGAUGUUCUUGUGCUUCGCAACCUUGACCAUCUUUUUACGAUGCCAGAAAUUUCGGCAAGUGGAAGCACCAAGACCUUGUUCAAUUCUGGUGUGAUGGUCAUUGAGCCUUCGAGUUGUACUUUUCAACUUUUUGUGGAUGAGAUGGAGAAGAGUGAAUCAGAGAUUGGUGGUGACUGGGAUUUCUUCAACAGAAUUUUCCCUUGGUGGCACCGAAUUCCUAGACACAUGAAUUAUCUGAAGUAUUUCUGGACAAGAUCACGAACCAGUGAGGUUAACUACUCGAACAGGCUGUUUUCCUCGGACCCUCCUCAGUUGUAUGCAAUUCAUUACUGGGGAUACAAACCCUGGCAAUGCUUUAGAGACUACGACUGCAACUGGAAUUCCAACCAGCAUUUUGCUAGUGAUGAAGCCCAUGCUCGAUGGUUCAAGGUUUACGAUGAGUUACCAGAGAAUCUGCAGAAACAUUGCGCACUCUCUACAGGCACAAAAGCGUAUCUUGAACAUAACAGGAGGACAGCUGAGGCCGCAGCACUAGAAGAUAAGCACUGGGCUAUCACCAUCAAAGAUCCUAGGCUGAAUGUCUGCCAAGAAGGUCAUUGUGACUGGAAGGCACUGCUCUCAAUCUGGGACAAGACCGUCAACACCACAAGUGCGGUGGUGGUCUCGACCAGGUGAGAGCAGGAACGAGAUGUCCUGUGUAACUGACGCUGGUAACAUUUACCAACUCCUUCGUUCAUGGAUGAACACCUCUACACUGCCGCGAAGAAUGACAAUUAUGAAGAUCAAUGAGUUUGGUUUCUCAAGUCACCUCUGCUCAAAAUAGGGAGAUUUCUUACAAUUCUGAGAGCUUUUGAUAAUAUUAUCAUGUCAAGACAUUCUAGUGCUGAAUAGGGAGGCUUUCUAGUACUUGGCACGUGACUUCAGAAUCUUCUGGAGAUUGCAUGUGUGAGAAUCUCAUUUCUCGUGGUCAUCCCAAACCUGGCUGAAUUCCUAAAGCCAUUCAAAGUUGUUCUGCAAGUGAAGAACCUCAACGACUUUUGCUCGGAAGAUGAGUCACUUUUGGGAGUCUCUGAAGCAUGUUGAGGUUUGCAUUCCGCUUUGAGUGUGAAUCGGCACUCGCUUCAGCCUCAGGAUGCCUAUCACCAAAGUUGAAGUUAGCAAUAUGGUUGAGACCGUUCAUGUGAUUAUUAUUCAGUUGGUCUUUGUAACAAUAUCUAUAAUCAAUGUAUUCACAACUAGGUUUUCUUUAGUUGAGUAUCAGCUGCUUCCUGGACGCGUGCGGCUCUGCAAACCAUGAAUAAUUUAAUUGAAGUACUUUUUUUUUUAAUCAAA
Messenger RNA from Physcomitrium patens, 4517 nucleotides. The record is from RefSeq and is a predicted model, not a curated record. NCBI's taxonomy places the organism in Eukaryota, Viridiplantae, Streptophyta, Bryopsida, Funariales, Funariaceae.